Mollisia scopiformis is the source of this 1681-nucleotide messenger RNA. RefSeq lists its product as uncharacterized. Gene Ontology annotation, biological process: coenzyme A biosynthetic process. Gene Ontology annotation, molecular function: dephospho-CoA kinase activity. The transcript has a single exon. The record is from RefSeq and is a predicted model, not a curated record. Lineage: Eukaryota; Fungi; Ascomycota; Leotiomycetes; Helotiales; Mollisiaceae. The coding region runs from base 270 to 1505 and encodes 411 amino acids.
CUAGGAUACUUUUCUACUCCCACGUCACAUUGCCUUUCUCACUCCUUAUCAACAAACUAUUGCUACUCCAAGUUCGAUACUCGAUUAUACUCCAGUGUUGAUCAGUCUAUCUGCUGCACAAAUUGACUUCUUCUGACGCUGUAUUUGGGAGCAAGUGAACAUCCAUACAACGCGUCCAACAUCUCAAUUGCUUGCCUAAGAACAAUACCCUCUUGACGAUCGUGGUACCCAAAACGAGCCACUUCAUUGCAACUGCAUUCUGAUCAAAUAUGUCUCAUCGAUCUCAUUCUCUUCUUCUUCUGCCUCCUCCACCGUCACCGGUCAGCUCGGCAUCCCUGUCGGCGGCAUACCGACCGGCAAUCACUGCUACUCUCACAAGUCUCAAGAGUAUUUCGACAGCUACGGAAUUGCUUGUUGUACUACCAUGUCCAGCUUUACAUCGACCUGGCCAAACUCCUCGUUCUGAGAUCUAUGUCGAGGCGCAGAAGCUACUUGGUGGAGUGUAUAGUCUCAUUUGUAUUGUGUGUGCAAAGCUGGGUGUCGACGUCGAGACCAGCACGCCUGGAUCCGUGGAUGUACGUCUUCUACUGCUGGACCAUGAUCUUUCGCAAACAUAUGCGAACAAUUCUGAGACUGCUUUCAACCCAUCCAUCUCGGGGCCCAUCAUUGAUCUUCCUACCUUUGCUUAUACGCGUCGACACUGGAAUAUUAUUUAUUCUGUGGACGGAGAAGAAGGGCAGGCAUUACUCGCACAGUACACAAACCUAGCGAAUCGAAACAGCCCCCCGCUUUCAGGUCACAUGGAAAUUGUUGGUGGAGGUGUUAGUCUAGUGCAAAAACAGCCUGUACUCGACACACCAGAUCGUCUCGUUACAUCAAUUCCUCAUCAUGUUAUUGCCGUUGGUGGUACGUUCGAUCAUCUUCAUGCUGGACAUAAACUGUUACUCACGGCUACCGCCUUACUUCUUCAGCCACGAGGCUCUUCUUCGCAACCAGAGGGAAGAAUAAUCGUUGGUAUCACGGGCGACGAACUGCUGAAGAACAAAAAACAUGCUGAGUAUUUGAACAGCUGGAAACAGCGCCAAGAAGAUGUAGUCGACUUCCUUCUCUCAGUACUUUUCUUCACUCGUUCAAACCUCAAAGAUGGAAUGUCUACGCAGUCGUUUGAUAAACCUGUUGUCAAUGGUCGAGCAAUUCACACGAAGCUAGUGGCAUCGUCAAUUACCAUUGAGUGUGUGGAGAUCCAGGACCCAUUCGGACCUACGAUCACGGAUGAAAGUAUCACUGCGCUUGUAGUGUCUGGUGAGACUAGGUCUGGUGGCCAAGCUGUCAAUGACAAGAGGCUCGAGAAAGGCUGGAAAGCUCUCGAAGUCUUCGAGGUUGACGUAUUGGACGCGGAGGAUGUCGAGAAUAGCGGAAGUAAUGUGGACGACUUUUCUUCCAAAAUCAGCAGCACAGAAAUACGUCGGCGACUGGCAGAGGCAGCCCGCUUAUCGUCACUGUAGGCAUUUGUUGGUGGCGCAAUACCAUUGCCUCCCCACUGCAUCGUACCGUCUAUACCUGACCAACCAUAUCUGCGUUUGGGCAGGUUUUACUCUUCCCGCACAACACUCCCCGAGGACGGUUUGUCUAGCUUUAGGGAUGCCCCAGGAUUGUACGAAUUCCUUGAGAGUAGAGUGCG